AUGGCUGAAGCCACAGAGGACUUCUCCUCCUUACCCUUACCCGACCGGUUCGCUCACAAGAACUGGAAAGUCCGAAAGGAGGGAUACGAAGAUGCGAAAGCGCAAUUUGAAAAGACCCCAGAUGAAUCACAUCCGGUCUUCGUACCAUUCAUACAAGAUCCCGGCCUUUGGAAAGGGGCAGUGGCAGAUUCCAACGUCGCAGCACAGUCAGAAGGUCUUGCAGCAUACUGCGCCUUUUUGAAAUUCGGAGGAGGCCAGGCCUGCACGAGAUCCCGCACAUAUACAAUUGGACCAAUUGCUGAGAAAGGUCUCCCAUCUACACGACCGGCCGGUAAAGCGAGCGCCCAGGAAGCUCUGUUAUUAUGCGUCGAAUUGGAUAAGGCCGAUCCGGUGAUCGAAGAACUACUACCUAUACUAUCACACAAAGUACCUAAGGUGAUCGCCGCCACUCUCGCGGCCUUGACCCUCAUUUAUCACAACUUCGGCUGCAAGAUCGUCGACCCGAAGCAAACGUUGAAGGCGCUGACCAAGGUUUUUGGUCAUGCCGAUAAAAAUGUCCGCGCGGAAGCACAAAAUCUGACCGUGGAACUCUAUCGGUGGCUGCGGGAGGCCAUCAAGCCUCUGUUCUGGGCCGAUUUGAAACCCGUGCAACAGGGAGAUCUAGAGAAACUAUUCGAAGCCGUGAAGCAGGACCCCACGCCGAAGCAAGAGCGAUUUACUCGGGUACAACAAGAUGCCAUGGCCGCGGCCAGUGCUGCACCGGCAGGCGAGGACGGUGUAGAACCAGCCGGCGACGAGUUUGACGAGGAGGAGGAUGUGGUGGUUGUUGAUGCCUUCGACCUGGCGGAGCCGGUUGAUGUCAUGAAGAAAAUCCCUGAAAACUUCCAUGAUCAAUUGGCCUCGGCAAAAUGGAAGGACCGCAAGGAAGCUUUGGACGCUCUCUAUAACGUUAUCAACGUUCCCCGAAUCAAGGACGGGCCCUACGAUGAGAUCGUGAGGGGAUUGGCCAAAUCCAUGAAGGACGCUAACGUCGCUGUCGCCACGGUAGCUGCGAACUGCGUGGACGUGUUGGCCAGGGGUCUUCGCAACGGAUUCACCAAAUACCGAAGCGUCAUUAUGGCACCCAUGUUUGAACGUCUGAAAGAAAAGAAAACGACUGUCGCAGAUGCUUUGGGCCAGGCGUUGGAUGCUGUCUUCACGACGACAACGCUUACGGACUGCUUGGAGGAAAUCUUCGAGUAUCUCAAGCACAAGAACCCACAGAUCAAGCAGGAAACUGUCAAGUUUUUGGUUCGCUGCUUGCGCACAACCCGGAUAGUACCAGCCAAGGCAGAGCAGAAAGCGAUCGCUGAUGCCGGCACAAAGCUAUUGACCGAGUCAGCUCCGGCAAUCCGUGAAGGAGCUGCUGAAAUUCUGGGUACAUUAAUGAAGAUUCUGGGUGAACGGGCCAUGAACCCGUAUCUCGAUGGUCUUGACGAGAUUCGUAAAACCAAAAUCAAAGAGUACUUCGGAACCGCCGAAGUCAAGGCCAAGGAGCGACCCAAGGCUAUUGUGGCGCCCCCAAAGCCCGCUGCCCCGGCUGCCAGGAAGGUCGUUGGCAAGAGGCCGCCGGCAACGGGACUGAAAAAACUAGCCCCUGUAGCCGCUCCACCUGCCCCAGAAGAACCCCCAGUCAAGCCUGCAUCCAGAGGAAUCCCUUCGAAGCUCGGUGCUCCUAAGCCCGGCCUUACAACUCCUGGAUCAGCUCUCAAACUGCAACGGAAGCUUGCUGGCCCUGGAACCACUGCAUCGCCAUCAAGACGAGUUGCUGCCCCCCGGAAGAGGAUACCUUCGGCGCCUGCUGAACCUGCCGCCAAUGCUAUGGCAGCUGCCGACCGUGCUGAGUUAGAGGAACUACGGGCGGAGAAGGUGAAGCGUGCUGAGUUGGAAGAACUACGGGCGGAGAAAGAAAACCUGUACCGAACAGUGGAAGAUAUGAAGUCUGAGCGUUCAAGGCUCAACUCAACGAUCACUGAACUUCAGAACCAGAAUGCACAGCUGAUUGAAGACCACACCCGCGAUGUCCUAAGCAUCAAGGCGAAAGAGACUCAACUUGUUCGAGCACGGAGUGACGCAGAAACUGCGGAGGGGAGUGUUCAAAAACAGCAGAGAGAGAUCGAAAGAUUGAAGCGUGAACUCGCACGAGCACUUCGCGCAUCUGCCGUAAGCCCACCUAACGCUAUCUCCGAUGCCGGAAGCAUGGGCAUGCCAGACACAAACUCCAUGUAUCAAGACCACAUCGGCAACAGCAAUGCUGCUGCACGAUCUGGUCUUCACAUGGGAUCCCGCUUCGAAAGCUCGCGUCCUCGAAGCUACGCCUCUGCUACUCCCAGUGAGGAGAAGGAGUCCAGCGGGAUGGAAUCACCAGGACCCAGCAGUCGCAAUGGCGGCCUCGGCCGACGCAAUCUGAGCCCUACAUACGGUUACUCGACCGUUGGCAGCCCCACACGCUCAACCCGAGACUCCAACGCACAUCUGACCGAAGACGACCAGCAGCAACCCAGAUCUUCUGAACCGGCAGAGAACUGGAAGCGAGCCGCGGAAGUCACCAGCCAACUGAAGGCGAGAAUUGAACAAAUGAAGGUACGCCAAGGGCUUUCACGACCUCCUCAACGUUAA
This is a messenger RNA of Penicillium concentricum, 2658 nucleotides long. Its product is annotated as putative spindle pole body component. The transcript is spliced from 5 exons. NCBI's taxonomy places the organism in Eukaryota, Fungi, Ascomycota, Eurotiomycetes, Eurotiales, Aspergillaceae. Gene Ontology annotation, cellular component: microtubule plus-end; spindle pole body; kinetochore. The record is from RefSeq and is a predicted model, not a curated record. Gene Ontology annotation, biological process: mitotic spindle organization; establishment or maintenance of microtubule cytoskeleton polarity; microtubule polymerization. Gene Ontology annotation, molecular function: microtubule plus end polymerase activity; microtubule plus-end binding. The coding region runs from base 1 to 2658 and encodes 885 amino acids.